CGCUCCGUGCGCUUUGCCGUGGAGAUGGGGAGGAACCUGCUGAGGUGGGAGCCGGGGCACGGCUGCCCCAGCAACGCCAGCUACGACGUGGAGUACAUAGUCUACGGCUCCAGAAUCCCCUGGACAGCCAUCCCAGAGUGCAGCAACACCUCGGAGCACUCCUGUGACCUCACGCACUACACCCCGGACCCGAAGCAGCGCUACCACGCGCGGGUCAGGGCCGUGGCCGGGAACAGCACGUCCUCCUGGGAAAAGACCGGCAGCUUCUUCCCGCAGCAAGCUGGCCUUCACCUGGCCGGCCAGAGCCUCUCCGUGGUGGGCAACUCCAUCCAGGUGCGGCUGCAGCUGCUGCUCCGCUCCGGGAACAGCAGCCUGGAGUACAGCGACUUCCUGAAGGAAAUGACCCGCUGCCACGUGCACCUCAGGAGGACACGGGACAACCACACGAUCACCGUGGUGAAGAACAGCACCGAGUUCAGCAUCGGCGAGCUGUUCUGGCUCACAGAGUACUGCCUGAGCGUGGAGCCCAGCCUGGCCAGCUGGGCCGUCCCCGCCGCGCGCUCGGGCGAGCAGUGCGUCACCACCGGCCACAGGGACAGGAGUGCGGAGCUUCUCCCGGACAUCCUCAGCUCCUCCUUCAUCAUCCUGUCCCUGCUGGGCCUCCUGGGGGCUCUGCUGGUGUGUACCUACACCAGGAAACCCGUGAGGACACCAUCUGCCCUGAAGUCCCUCAUGAAGCAGAGCUCGCUCUGGGGGGAGCAUGAGCCCCCCUCCUGGGGCAGCCUGGAUGCAGACCCCGUCCAGCAGCUCUUCCUGUGGCAGAAGGAGCCCCAGCCGGGCAGCAGCCCUGACGGCAGCACCAGCACGGCCCAGCUGCCCCUGGAGCAGGGCUGGAAGCUCCCAGCGUGGCCCAAGGACCUGCUGGGACCCACGGGGAGCAGAGACAGCAGCGGCACCAGCACCGACAGCGGCAUCUGCCUGCACCUCCCUUCCUCCUCCUCAUCCUCAUCCUCCUCCUCCCUGAGCUGCUCCGCGGACCCCCAGCCCCAGGGCUACAGGCAGCAGCUGCCCACGGCUGAGGACAGCGGGGUGGGCUUGGAGAGCCCCUGCCCUGCUGCUGCCUGCUCCUCUGGCAGCGCCAACGCCAGCCCAGGGCUGUGCCCUGGCACCAGCCAGGCAGAGCUGGAAUUCCGGGGGUACCUGCAGCAAUCCAAGGGCACCGUGGAGCCAGAGAGGGGCCCGGGGGAGGCAGAGCCCCCCUCGGGCUGGGCAGGCUCCGUGCAGGGCCCGGGCAGCAGCGACACCGCGCUGGACAUGGAGUGCCCCGAGCUGGCCGUGUCCCAAGGGUAUCUGAAGCAGUGCUCCCCCGAGCAUGCCCUCACACAGGACCUGGCUCCUUGGGGAGCCCCUGCCUGCGACUUCCCCAGCCAGGCGGGGCCCCCAGCGCCCACCCUGCUGAGCUGGGCAGCCCCGGGUGCUCCGGUGACCUGCAAAGGCAGCCCUGAUCUGAGAACUGCCUUCGACCUGAACCUCUUCAGCAACGACAACGCUGCCCUCCUGGGGACGCUGCUGCCCCCCAGCCUCAGCCCCAGCUGGAUCACCCUGCCCACCGUGCCCCUGGGCCAGCUCAGCGGGGACAGCAAGGACAGCCGCCUGUGACGCGCGCCCGGGGGCCACCAGCCCCGUGCUCUGACCCAACUACCUCGUCUGCCACUGGAUAAGCUACUCCUGACCCUGAAUGCCCACGCUGCCAGGCCCAGGAGCACCAGCUCAGCCGCCGCGGGGCUGCUGUGCCCUCGUCCUGCUGUGGGCACCCCUCCAGCAUCCCCAGCUAACGGGAGCAGGGAUGGGCUGUGCUGGAGGGGCUCGUCCCGACCUCCUUGUGCCACCCAGGACACCUCUGCACCCCAUGCCCUCCUCAGCGCCCAGCACGGGGUGCAGGGCCCCCCUUGGGGCUGGGCUGGUCCCGUGCUUCACUUCCCCUUGCCCGGCCAGCUGUGCUGGCGUCCCCGUGCUGGUGUCAAUCCCAGCCUUUCACAACACUGCGGGCACAGGGCAGGCUGGCACCAGCUCCCUGCUGCUGGCAGCUCGGGGCUCCUGCCCUGCCCGGCCCCACGUGGAUGGACCAAGAGACUCUGCUGACCCUACAGAGACCCCUCGGCACCCAGCCCCUCUGGGAGAGCCCCAGGGCAGGAUUUGGGAUGCACCCAGAGCCCAGCACGAGCCAGGGCAGCCCCACCCACACUAUGGUCUGUGCUCUGCCACUGUGGGACGCAGACGUUAUUUAUUUUGUUUCAUUUGUAAAUACAGAAAGGACGUGGUGUUAUUUAUUUCAUCCUUUUGUCUGUCCAUCCUCUCCCAAGGCCAAGCUGAGCUUCCUGUUUCCACAUUUGGACGUUCCCCAUCAGCACGGGGCAAUGAGCCUUUGCCUCGUGUGGGGAGGAGCCUUUCCACAUCACAGCUGGGAAAAGGAGAACCAAGCCACUCUCCAGGAGCUCCUGGGGAAUUUGUGGGGGCAAUCACCACAGGAGCAGCAGGGAAAAGGAGCUGGGCUGCUCCCAGCGAUCCCACAGGGAUGCCCACCCCAUUUGUCCAAGGAGGACAAAUCCAACCCGGUGGGGAGGAAAGAAAACAGUCAGGGCUCUGCUCAGCCACGCGGUGCUCAGCCACAGGUUGGGCUCCAUGAUCUCAGAGGCCUUUUCCCAACAAAUUGAUGCUGUGAUGCUGUGACCAGCUGUCAUCAGGGCGGAAACAGGACGAGCCCCAGCCCUGGGUCACCCUCCAGGUGUGAAGGAAGUUUUUCCAAAAGUCACUCCAUUUCCAGGAACCUUCAGGGUGGGAAGUAAAACUGCUGGUGGAA
Molecule: messenger RNA, 2860 nt
Organism: Passer domesticus (house sparrow)
Lineage: Eukaryota; Metazoa; Chordata; Aves; Passeriformes; Passeridae
Gene: IL10RA
Product: interleukin 10 receptor subunit alpha
Exons: 6
Coding region: 25-1659 (544 amino acids)
Biological process (GO): cytokine-mediated signaling pathway
Cellular component (GO): plasma membrane
Molecular function (GO): protein binding; cytokine receptor activity
Source: RefSeq, a predicted model, not a curated record